UAUCUUAGCUAUGUAUUAAUAUAUUCAUUUGAGAUUAAAAUAUCGUUUAACUUUAAUUUUUUGUUCGUUCAAGUUUCAAACAAAAGUUGAGAGUUUCCACCCGGACACCAAACAGAGACGUACCAGUGUGACGCUGUGUGGCAGUCAGACCGGUCCGGGUGAAUAAGUGGGGCAAAGGUCCAGCAGGCAGCAGCAGUGACAGCAGCACACAAACACCUCUCACAUCUCCACAGUCGACCAGCAGAGCGGGAAGUCAAAAUGUCCAAACAGCCGCAGCCGAUCAGCCCCAUGAAGAACUUCUUCGCUGGAGGCUUUGGAGGGGUUUGCCUCGUCUUCGCCGGACAUCCACUCGACACCAUUAAAGUGCGUUUACAGACUCAGCCCAAACCCAAACCGGGAGAGAGCCUCAUAUAUAAGGGAACCAUUGAUUGUUUCAAAAAGACCUUAGCCCAAGAGGGUAUGAAGGGGCUCUAUAAAGGCAUGGCCGCCCCCAUCAUUGGAGUCACACCCAUGUUCGCCGUCUGUUUCUUCGGAUUCGGGUUGGGCAAGAAGCUACAACAGAAAACCCCUGAUGAUAUCCUGACGUAUCCACAGCUGUUUGCUGCAGGAAUGUUGUCGGGCGUGUUCACCACGGCCAUCAUGACUCCUGGAGAGCGCAUCAAAUGUCUUCUACAGAUCCAGGCAUCAACAGGAAAGGUGAAGUAUGAAGGACCAAUGGACUGUGUCAAACAGCUUUACCGUGAGUCUGGGAUCAGAGGAAUCUACAAAGGCACCGCUCUGACCCUGAUGAGAGACGUUCCGGCGAGUGGGAUGUACUUCACGUCCUACGAGUGGUUGAAGAACCUCCUCACACCACCAGGAAAAAGCCAUAGUGAACUCAGCGUUCCCAGCGUGCUGUUCGCUGGAGGGAUGGCCGGGAUCUUUAACUGGGCUGUUGCGAUUCCAGCUGACGUGCUUAAGUCUCGUUUCCAAACAGCUCCUGAAGGAAAAUAUCCCAACGGUUUCCGGGACGUUCUGCGGGAGCUGAUCCGGGAGGAGGGCGUGGGCUCUCUCUAUAAGGGCUUUAAUGCCGUUAUGCUUAGGGCGUUCCCCGCAAACGCAGCUUGUUUCUUAGGUUUUGAGUGUGCAAUGAAGUUCCUGAACUGGUUAGCACCGAACCUGUGAUGAAGGCUCAGCGUCGCCUCGCCUGUGAAUCCCAGGAACCUCUUGAAGACACCGGAGUCAUCAGCAGCGCAAAAACACACACACAGUGAAUCAAAACCAAGAGAUUUUAACCUUUUUUCCGAUAGCGUACUUGCUUAUGUUCGAAACCAGGUGGCACUUCAGAGCACGCCGGAUCAUUUAGAGCUGCUGAGAGCUCAGAGCAGAGAUGUUGUGACGACUCUGCACCUGUGCCAGUACACACACACACACACACAGAGACACACACACACAGACAGUCGAAUGUUCUCACUCUUUUAUGCUUUACUGGUUUUUCGAUUUGUUUAAAUUGUGUUGUUUUUGUACGAGACGAGGAGUGACCUGAACAUGCCGUGCCUUACCUUUUGUUAUCUGCGAGCAGGUGUACAUAUCAGGGAAAAGGUGCAUUUUGUUGUACUGUGUGUGUUCAGUCUCUCAGCAGCAACACGCACCUCUCAACCUGUCUGCUGCCUCCCGUGUGUCACACUAACUACACCUCCUGUUUGUUUAACUGUAAUUAAUGAGCGUAGUCGUAAUGAGAUUGAUUGAACAGUACGUGAAUGUCAGCAUGUACAGGAAUAAAAAAGCAGAAUCCAUAUUUAAAACUUCA
Molecule: messenger RNA, 1789 nt
Organism: Acanthopagrus latus (yellowfin seabream)
Lineage: Eukaryota; Metazoa; Chordata; Actinopteri; Spariformes; Sparidae
Gene: slc25a20
Product: solute carrier family 25 member 20
Exons: 10
Coding region: 259-1164 (301 amino acids)
Biological process (GO): carnitine transmembrane transport; mitochondrial transport
Cellular component (GO): mitochondrial envelope
Molecular function (GO): O-acyl-L-carnitine transmembrane transporter activity
Source: RefSeq, a predicted model, not a curated record